Molecule: messenger RNA, 2334 nt
Organism: Biomphalaria glabrata
Lineage: Eukaryota; Metazoa; Mollusca; Gastropoda; Planorbidae
Product: mucin-2-like
Exons: 1
Coding region: 1-2334 (777 amino acids)
Source: RefSeq, a predicted model, not a curated record
AUGUUACUACACAGCAUCUCCAUAACAUCUCCCCAACAGCUCCCCAAUAUCUACACAACAUCUCCACAACAGCUCCACAACAUCUCCACAACAGCUCCACAACAGCUCCCUAACAUCUACACAACAUCUCCACAACAGCUCCACAACAUCUCCACAACAGCUCCACAAAAUCUACACAACAGCUCCACAACAUCUACACAACAGCUCCACAACAGCUCCCCAACAUGUACACAACAUCUCCAAAACAUCUCCCCAACAUCUACACAACAUCUACACAACAGCUUCCCAACAUCUCCACAACAUCUCCAAAACAGCUCCACAUUAUCUCCACAACAGCUCCACAACAGCUCCACAUUAUCUCCACAACAUCUCCCUAACAGCUCCACAUUAUCUCCACAACAUCUCCUCAACAGCUCCACAUUAUCUCCACAACAUCUCCACAACAGCUCCACAUUAUCUCCACAACAUCUCCACAACAGCUCCACAUUAUCUCCACAACAUCUCCACAACAGCUCCACAUUAUCUCCACAACAUCUCCACAACAUCUCCCCAACAGCUCCACAUUAUCUCCACAACAUCUCCACAACAGCUCCACAUUAUCUCCACAACAUCUCCACAACAUCUCCACAACAGCUCCACAUUAUCUCCACAACAUCUCCACAACAGCUCCACAUUAUCUCCACAACAUCUCCACAACAUCUCCCCAACAGCUCCACAUUAUCUCCACAACAUCUCCACAACAUCUCCACAUUAUCUCCACAACAUCUCCACAUUAUCUCCACAACAGCUCCACAUUAUCUCCACAACAUCUCCACAACAGCUCCCCAACAUCUACACAACAUCUCCACAACAGCUCCACAACAUCUCCACAACAUCUCCACAACAGCUCCCCAACAUCUACACAACAUCUCCACAACAGCUCCACAACAUCUCCACAACAGCUCCACAAAAUCUACACAACAGCUCCACAACAUCUACACAACAGCUCCACAACAGCUCCCCAACAUGUACACAACAUCUCCAAAACAUCUCCCCAACAUCUACACAACAUCUACACAACAGCUCCCCAACAUCUCCACAACAUCUCCCCAACAGCUCCACAUUAUCUCCACAACAUCUCCACAACAGCUCCACAUUAUCUCCACAACAUCUCCCCAACAGCUCCACAUUAUCUCCACAACAUCUCCUCAACAGCUCCACAUUAUCUCCACAACAUCUCCACAACAUCUCCACAACAGCUCCACAUUAUCUCCACAACAUCUCCACAACAGCUCCACAUUAUCUCCACAACAUCUCCACAACAGCUCCACAUUAUCUCCACAACAUCUCUACAACAGCUCCACAUUAUCUCCACAACAUCUCCACAACAGCUCCACAUUAUCUCCACAACAUCUCCACAACAUCUCCCCAACAGCUCCACAUUAUCUCCACAACAUCUCCACAACAGCUCCACAUUAUCUCCACAACAUCUCCCCAACAGCUCCACAACAGCUCCACAUUAUCUCCACAACAUCUCCACAACAGCUCCACAUUAUCUCCACAACAUCUCCACAACAUCUCCCCAACAGCUCCACAUUAUCUCCACAACAUCUCCACAACAGCUCCACAACAGCUCCACAUUAUCUCCACAACAUCUCCACAACAGCUCCACAUUAUCUCCACAACAUCUCCACAACAGCUCCACAUUAUCUCCACAACAUCUCCACAACAGCUCCACAUUAUCUCCACAACAUCUCCACAACAUCUCCCCAACAGCUCCACAUUAUCUCCACAACAUCUCCACAACAGCUCCACAUUAUCUCCACAACAUCUCCACAACAGCUCCACAUUAUCUCCACAACAUCUACACAACAGCUCCCCAACAUCUCCACAACAGCUCCACAUUAUCUCCACAACAUCUCCACAACAGCUCCACAUUAUCUCCACAACAUCUCCACAACAUUUCCCCAACAGCUCCACAUUAUCUCCACAACAUCUCCACAACAGCUCCACAUUAUCUCCACAACAUCUCCACAACAUCUCCACAACAGCUCCACAUUAUCUCCACAACAUCUCCACAACAGCUCCACAUUAUCUCCACAACAUCUCCACAACAGCUCCACAUUAUCUCCACAACAUCUCCACAACAGCUCCACAUUAUCUCCACAACAUCUCCACAACAGCUCCACAUUAUCUCCACAACAUCUCCACAACAUCUCCACAACGCAAGAUAUGGAUCCUCGGGUUUUGAGAAAUCCAGGUCACCAGUCAACCAGUACAACUUCUCUGUCUUAUAAAAGUCAUUUUACAUUUUUAAAUCCAUCAAACACAAGAAUAUUCAUAACUUGUGUCUAA